AAUAUCGUCACCAUCUAUUCACCAAUCCCGCGAUACUAUCACCAAGCAAUAGCACAAUUUCGCCAUAAUUCGAGAAAUUCCAAUGACGGUGCUGGCAGCGGCGGCUAAACAUCCAUCCGCGGCUAGCAAAGCUGCGGCGACUCUGCUGCCGACGCUGGGGAUGCCCAUGCAGCUGCAACCUCCGGUGCUGGUGACGGAUGCCUUUGCCAAGGACGCGAUCAUAGCGUGGUACCGCGGGGAGUUCGCUGCUGCAAACGCAAUCAUCGACGCCCUCUGCAGCCACCUUGUGGAGCUCGGGGCAGAAGGGCUGGAGAUAUACGAGGCCAUGUUCGCAGCAAUGCACCGGCGCAGGAUGAACUGGAUCCCGGUGCUGCAGAUGCAGAAGCACCACUCCAUUGCCGAGGUGCUGAUGGAGCUGAGGAGAGUGGCUGCAGCAAGGAGAGCAGGGGACGGGAAGAGGAGCGAAUUCGAUGAAGCAGAGAGGACGAGCUUCUGUUUGGACGGAGAGAAAGACGGAAAGUGUGAGGAAGGGGUGGAAAAAGCCGGGGAUGGUGGCGUUUCCGGUGAAGCUGUUGACGUCGACGAAGACGCACCUCACAGCGACAUCACUGAUUCAGGAUCCCAAGUGAUGCAGCUCAUCUCGGAGGAUUUUCAACUGUGCUCUAACCAUGAAGACUGCCAAGGCCGUACGGCACAGAUCAAGUUGACCAAAGGCUUCAAAGCAAAGGAAAGGGUCAAAGGGCGCCAGGUGAAUGUUGUGAAAGGGUUGAAGUUGUACAAGGACAUUUUUACCGACUCGGAACUAUCUAAACUGACCAACUUUGUUGAUGAACUCCGUCUCGCCGGCCACAAGGGAGAACUGUCAAGGGAGUCCUUCAUUCUGUUCAACAAGCAAAUCAAGGGGAGUAAGAGAGAACUGAUCCAGUUUGGGCUACCAAUCUUCGAACAGAUACAAGAGGAAGCCGUAAACAAUGACGAACUCGGUAACAUAGAGCCUAUUCCGGAGCUCAUCCAAGGCGUCAUAGAUCACUUGGUCCAGUGGGAACUGAUACCGGCUCACAAGAAGCCUAACAGCUGCAUCAUCAGUUUCUACGACGAGGGAGAGUAUUCGCAGCCUUUCUUGAAACCGCCCCACUUGGAUCAUCCUAUCUCGACUCUUCUCCUCUCCGAAUCAACAAUUGCAUUCGGGCGUUUCCUCACGAGCGAUGGCGAUGGGAACUACAAAGCCCCGGUCAUGCUUUCAUUGGAUCCAGGAUCUCUACUGGUAAUGAGGGGAAACAGCGUUGACGUGGCAAGACACGCGAUGUGCCCUUCAUCGGAUAGGCGGGUCUCCAUCACGUUCUUCCGUGUUUGGCCCGGCUGUAACAUGGGCCGUGCUUGUGCGAGCCCUCUGUUCUUGAGCCCAUAUGCUUUCCCGAACUACGAAGCUUUUGAUGGCUAUGAGGCUGUGGAUUUGGUUCCGGAAUGGGGAAUCAUGCAUGCACCAGUUUCGGUGAUCCCGGUACCGAGCCCUGAGAAAAUGCUGUGCGGAGGCGGAGGCACGGGAGUCUUCUUGCCAUGGACGGUAGGGUCUAGGAGACGAGGGAGACAGCUCCCUCCUCGUGCCCAGAAGGGGAAGCGUCUUGAAUAGUCGCCCCUCGAUCAUGAGGACUGAGUCUGCUUCAGGAACCAGCAGUGGCUUCUAACGGAAGGAACAUUUUUCGAAUCGAGCUUAAGCCGAUCACUGACCAUGGUACAAUGUCCAAUGUCCUACAUAUGUUGAUGCAAGGCAUGUACAUUUUCAUAAUUACAACAGUUGUAACAGAUUAUACGCGGAUUUUGUGUGGUAAUUUGAAGAACGAAGUUCCUGCUGUUCCCGUCUAA
Messenger RNA from Punica granatum (pomegranate), 1863 nucleotides. The record is from RefSeq and is a predicted model, not a curated record. NCBI's taxonomy places the organism in Eukaryota, Viridiplantae, Streptophyta, Magnoliopsida, Myrtales, Lythraceae.